This is a messenger RNA of Zonotrichia albicollis (white-throated sparrow), 668 nucleotides long. The record is from RefSeq and is a predicted model, not a curated record. Lineage: Eukaryota; Metazoa; Chordata; Aves; Passeriformes; Passerellidae.
GCAUUUGGAAUGGCAACGGCAACUGGAACGGCAAUUGGAACGGCAAUUUCCCGUCAGAUAACAACCAACAAAUCAUCAGUGAUGGAGGUUCCCACAUCUCCAUCUCUGGUGGGGGCUCCCAUAUCUCCAUCUCUGGUGUCUCACAAAGCAUAAGCAUCAAUAGCCAAACACAGAAGGCAAUUAUGGAGCAAAAGAGCAACCAUUUGUCCUGGAAAACCAUCUGGAACUACAACACGGGUAUCAUUGUAACAAAAGUGAUGCCAGAGAGAACAUGCUACAUUUCCACCAUGAACAGGAGUGAGAUGCCUACCUUUGCUGCACUUGUCAGAGUGGCUGCAGAGAGGAGGAACAUGAUUGGCGGUUUUGGAAGACCUACCGAGGAGAUCACCUUUGUCACCAAUGGAUUGGUCAGCAACCUCAGUUCUUACGGAGCAGACGUCUUUGCUAUGUGCAGUGGACUCACCACCUACAUGACUUAUGAAGUUCACGUACCCCAAUACAAUCAACCGUCAUGCACGGCACUCAACGUCUUGAGACUUGUGGAGCUGAAGUACUGCCAUGGCAAUGGACAGCUCGGAAAAGCUUACAUUUCUUGAACCAAGAUCCAGCCUUCAGAGCUGCUGCCCAAAGCCAACCCUGAUACCGUUCUUCCCUGACAUCUCUUCUUU